Messenger RNA from Raphanus sativus (radish), 1206 nucleotides. RefSeq lists its product as uncharacterized. Bases 35 to 286 code for a protein of 83 amino acids. The transcript is spliced from 2 exons. Lineage: Eukaryota; Viridiplantae; Streptophyta; Magnoliopsida; Brassicales; Brassicaceae. The record is from RefSeq and is a predicted model, not a curated record.
UAGGCAUAACUAUUGACCCUAUUUUGAAAAAGAAAUGGUUCUUACAGAUGCAGAGAUUUUAGAGAUUAAAAGUGAACUCGAACGUAUUAGGAAAACAUCAGAACUAGAUGAAGAGGAUAUGAAGGAUCUAGAAGAGAAGAUGACCGAAUACCUUGAAAAGGAAAAGGUUGUGGGUACUUUAUUCAACGCUGUGCUAAAGAUGUUAGACAGUUCUGUUGCAAAGGAACAGGCUUCCUCAUCUCCAUCAAUGCCCUCGGCCUCGGAUGACAAGGGAAAGCAGGAGUAGUAGUAGUAGUAUUCUUUCUUUCAAAGCUUUUAUGGAAUAACUAAUCUGAGAUUUUGUGUAAUAAAGAAAAGAUUUCAUUGUCUUCCGGUUUCAAAUAUGUUGAAUUCUCAUGAUAAAACAAGCAUCUUUCAUUUGUUUUUGGAUCCUCCUUAUACCUCUCUUAAUCAUUUUAAUUUUAAAAUAAAUUCUGUUUUGGAAAAUUAGCAUAUACCACGGAUAAUCACGCCUCCAAUUUUUUCAAACAAACCUUAUCUCUCUGAGUCUCACCAUCAUUCUUCAUCUUGCCUCUCUGAUGCUGAUUGACGUAAAAGUGAGAGGCUCCAUCUUCUCCCGUCAUGUCCAUCUUCCUCUUUGGUGUAAGUUUUUCUCGGUGAUGCAAUAUACCCCAUUUGGUUCCAGGGGUGGAUCCAUCACAUUAUGAAGUAUAUGGCAUUUAUAAUAAAAUAUAUUUUUGAUUAGGGACAUUUACUUAAAUUAUAGGUAAUUAUUGAAAAAAUAUAAAAUCAGUGUGUGGCACUUGCUCCACCUAAGUUCUACCUGAGUCUGUCCCUGUCUGGUUCAUGUCAACAAUUCGAUCUUUGCAGUGUUGUGUGAGUUUGUUUCGAGAAUAGAGAUCCCGAUAACGACGAGGGAUGGUGUAGCAACAGCAACAACUUCUCCUCCCUCUCUAUUUUCGGAUUCGGAAAAUUUUCCCAAAUUUAGCAAGGUUUCGCAUAUCACCGGUGAGACCUUUAAUGGAACUUUUGUCCAUCUAACUGCAAGGCUUAUUUGGUGUGGGUUUGGCUUGUGAUUCAUGUCAUAUGGGUCUCUGACUAUGUGGUGAAUGCGUGAGCUUUUAUCCCUCUAAAUUCAAGUCUCUUGGACCUUAAUUCUUGCUAUCUCACCUCCCCACAUUUUUAGAUUUUGUGUUGCUUGUUGUC